Messenger RNA from Nycticebus coucang (slow loris), 13246 nucleotides. RefSeq names its product dachsous cadherin-related 2 (gene DCHS2). The transcript has 22 exons. The record is from RefSeq and is a predicted model, not a curated record. Gene Ontology annotation, cellular component: plasma membrane. Lineage: Eukaryota; Metazoa; Chordata; Mammalia; Primates; Lorisidae. Gene Ontology annotation, molecular function: calcium ion binding. Gene Ontology annotation, biological process: homophilic cell-cell adhesion. The coding region runs from base 1 to 10569 and encodes 3522 amino acids.
AUGGAGAACACAACCGAGCCAAGCGUCAGGCCUUUUGGAGGGACCCGCCAGAGGACGGUCGGAGGUGGGGGCGGCGGGGAGAGGCCGCGUCCCCCACGUCCCCCAUCCGUCACCACUGGGCAAGCCAAGCUGGGGCAGACGCUCCGCCUGCGGGUCCCCACCCGGCCCGCGGUCCAGAUCUCCAGGCCUUUCCCAUUUGAUUCUGCUCCGCCCUGCUGCAGAGGAGCAGCUCGCAGGUGGGAGUUUGCCCUCGCCUGCGCCGCGUCACUCCGCCGGGAGGGGAGGGAGAAGCGCAGGCGGCGGAGGCUGGGUCAGAGGGGUCCUCUGCUCGCGGAGACGCCGCGGGGAGCGACCGCCCCGCCUCCCCGCCCCCGCUUCUCUCGGGCCCCGCGCCCCUACUCCCUGCCCGACACUGAAGAGGCUCCUGGAUUUUUUUGCGAUCCCCCUGCAAGCUGGCAGUUACCCGGGAGCCUUCCCCAGGAGCUGGGAGAUAGACACUGUUCUGCGCGGAAGAUGGGCGCAGGAAGUCAGCAGCCGGGGGCUCCCGUCGGGAAGAGUCUCCCGUUCCCCGGGAGGAGAGAGUCGCCCUGCUGGUGGCUGGGCGGCGGCGGCGGCUGCUGGGCGCUGCGCUCCCUGCUCGGGCUCUUCCUGCACCUGUGGCUGUCGGCGGCCUCGGGCUCUUCAGCCCAGUUGUUCAACCUCAGCCUUUCCGUGGACGAGGGGCUUCCCCCGGACACGCUGGUGGGCGACAUCCGCGCCGGGCUGCCGGCCGCGCAGCAGCUGGAGGGGAGCGGUUUCUUUCUGUCCGAGGAUUCGGAUGACUCCCCGCUGCUGGACGACUUCCACGUGCAUCCGGACACCGGGAUCAUCCGCACAGCCCGGUGCCUGGACCGCGAGCGGUGGGACCACUACAGCUUCGUGGCCGCCACGCUGCUGGGUGCAGUAGUGCAGGUGGACAUCCGCGUCAACGACGUGAAUGACCACUCGCCCCGCUUUCCCCGAGACUCCCUGCAACUAGACGUUUCUGAGCUCACCCCUCCAGGUACCGCCUUCCGCUUACCAGGUGCCCAAGACCCCGAUGCCGGGCUGUUCAGCACGCAGGGCUACACCCUGGUGCAACCCGCCAACCUGCUGCAGUACCCCGAAGGACCGUUCUUCCAGCUGCGCUACGUGACUCCCGGGCUACCACCGUCGCCGCUUUUGCCGGGCUCCCCCUCUGUCCUGGACACUCUGGACCUGGUGCUGCUGCGGCGCUUGGACCGGGAGGCGGCAGCGGCGCACGAGCUGCAGAUCGAGGCGUGGGACGGCGGCCGCCCGCCGCGCACCGGCCGCCUGCGCGUGGAGCUGCGAGUUCUGGACGAGAACGACAACCCGCCCGUCUUUGAACUGGGUGAGUACCGCGCAGCUGUGCGCGAGGACGCCGCGCCGGGCGCGGAGGUCUGUCGCGUGCGGGCCACUGACCGCGAUCUGGGGCCCAACGGCCACGUGCGCUACAGAAUCCGCACGCGGCAAAUGUCGGGAGCGAGCGGCGGCGGCGGGUCUCUGGGCGACGCGGCCUACUUCGCCGUAGAGGAGCAGAGCGGUGUAGUGCGCGUGCUGAGGCCUCUGGACCGCGAAGCGCAGGCCUGGCACCAACUUGUGGUCGAGGCCCGCGACGGAGGCACGGAGCCUGAGGUCGCUACCGUGCGCCUGGCCAUUGCAGUGCUGGACGUAAAUGACAAUCCUCCGUCCAUUCAUCUGCUUUUCCUGACUGAGGGAGGCGCUGCCAGUGUCUCCGAGGGCGCCCGGCCAGGCGACUACGUGGCUCGCGUCUCAGUGUCUGACGCGGACUGUGAACCCGAGAAGUUAGAGGAGGCCGCCGGGCAGCUUGGUGUGGGCCUUGGAGAUGGAAGCAUAUCACUGUCGUUGGAAGGCGGCGAGGGAGCCUUUGCACUACGUCCGGGUGGUCCCCCAGGAGUGUUUUUCCUUUGCGUCGAGGGGCCGCUGGACAGGGAGAGCCGCGAUCUGUAUGAAUUGCGUCUAGUGGCCACUGAUGCAGGAUCCCCACCGCUGAACAGUGAGGAGACCCUGCUGCUCCGGGUGGCCGACCUCAACGACCAACCGCCUCUCUUCAGCCAGGAGCAGUACCGGGCCUCGGUGUCUGAGGCCGCAGCCCCGGGCACCGCGGUCGUGUGGGUCAGCGCCACUGACGCCGACGAGGCUGGUACUGAGCACGCCACCCUGCGCUACAUGCUAAUUCAGCUCUCGCCUCCCUGCAACUCAGAGGCUCUGUCCACGGCAGAGUGUGGACCGUCUUUCACCAUCGACCCCAAAAGCGCUGUGAUCAGCACCAUACGGACUCUAGACCGAGAGGUCCAGGAGGUGGUGGAGCUAAGGGUGGUGGCCCAGGACCUCGGGGAGCCUCCCCUCUCUGCCACCUGCUUGGUGAGCAUCACUGUAGAUGACGUGAAUGACAACGAGCCCGUCUUCCAGAGGCAGGUGUACAACGCCACCCUUGCAGAGCAUGCCCCAGUUGGACACUGCUUUUUGCAGGUAAAAGCCUCUGAUGCAGAUGCAGGCCUGUAUGGCUUUGUUGAGUAUACGAUGUAUGAUGGAUUCCAAAGCUAUGAAGCACCACAAGCAUUCCGGAUCGACCCUCGUGAUGGGCACAUCUGUGUUUCUAAAGAUAUUGACCGGGAAAGGGAUCCUGCCAUUUAUGAUCUCCUGGUGAAAGCUAAGGAUGGGGGUGGGCUAAGUGCCCAAGCAUUUGUUCGCGUGGAACUGGAGGACGUGAAUGAUAAUCAUCCCAUGUUUAACCCGUCAACCUACGUGACAAGCAUCAGCGCUCAGACCCAGCCGGGCACCGAGAUCAUCAAUGUUCUCGCCACAGACCAGGAUUCUGGGGUAUAUGGAACAGUGGCUUAUGAACUCCUUCCGGGAGAACUGUCGUCUCUUUUUACCAUUGACUCAACUACAGGAAUUAUUUACUUAACAUCAACUCUUAGUCAUUUGGAAUCAACUACACUUUUACUGAUGGUCUGUGCUCGAGACGGUGGUGGGCUCACAGCUGUCGUUAGUGCUGAUGUCACUAUACACAUUAUCCAGACAAUUCUGGCGCCUGCUGAAUUUGAAAGACCUAAGUACACAUUCUCCAUUUAUGAAGAUGUGCCUGAAGACAGUCCUGUUGGGACAGUGAAAGCAAGUGAGCCCUUAAAUUCCUCAGAACCAAUCUUUUACAGAAUUUCUUCUGGGGAUCUGGACGGAAAGUUCUCCAUUCACCCGUGGCUGGGCACCAUUCGCACCCAGAAACCUCUAGAUCAUGAAACGCAGCCGGUGGUUGUGCUCACAGUCCAAGCGCAGCUGGGCAGCUCCCCGGCCUGCAGCAGCACGGAAGUCAACAUAACUGUAAUCGAUGUCAAUGACAACCACCCGGUGUUCCUCACGGCUUCAGAAGAGAUUAAAAUCUCGCAGACCACAGCACCUGGCACAGCCUUGUACCUGGCGCACGCGGAAGACAGAGACAGCGGGCUGAAUGGAUUCGUCCAAUAUGCCAUCGCAAGCCAGGGUCCCAGCAUCUUUGCCGUGGACGCAGGUCUUGGCGUCCUGUACCUCAAUCGGAGCCUGGGAGGCCACGGGCCGUGGAAGCACGUGCUAAGUCUGGUGGCCCAGGAUCUGGGCGUUCCUCCCCGGGCGACGCUGCUGGUCCUGACUGUAGUAAUUGAAAAACCGGAACAAGUCCCCUCCUUGACCUUUGAACAUUUAGUCUACCAAGCGGAAGUUAGUGAGUCUCUGUCACUGAUGACGCACGUACUGCAAGUCCAGGCCCUCCCGCUUGGUGUGCAGCGCGCAGCCGCUUCACGACCCGUGUACUCGCUGGAACCCUGCAGGGACUCUGCAGUGUUCGCAAUCCGGCCUUACACAGGCUGGAUUUAUUUGCAGCGACAGCUCGACUAUGAAUCCACACAAACAUAUAAUUUUAGAGUGUUUGCUUGGAUCCCGGAGGACAGAUUGCUGCAAAAUGUGAGCACUUCAGUAAUUGUUCAUGUCCUGGAUGAGAAUGACAAUUCCCCUACCUUCUUGCAUGAUGUGUUGUUUUUGAAAGUCGAAGAGAGCCCCGCUCCCCAGGGGGUGAUAGGCAAAAUUACAGCUAUUGACGCAGACUCUGGAAAGAACGGACAGUUAUUAUAUUUCCUUUUGUCUGAUGGAAAAUUCUUCAAGAUGAAUCCUAAUACAGGUGAGCUGGUCAGUUGGGUGGCACUGGAUCGUGAACAUCAGAUGCACUAUGAGGUGACUGUGCUGGUGACAGACCGUGGCUCGCCAUCGCGAAAUGCUACCAUGACAGUUUAUGUCUCAGUUACUGACAUCAAUGAUAACAGACCGUUCUUCCCGCAGUAUCUCCAUGGAAAGGAAUUGCACAUCAAGGUUCUGGAAGGUCAACCAGUAAAUAUGUUGGUUACAACCGUGUUUGCAAAGGAUCUUGAUGAAGGCAACAAUGCAGAAGUUAUAUAUUCAGUGUCUUCAGAAGAUGGUUCUGAUCACUUUAAGAUUGAUGCCAACAGUGGUGAAAUAAGAACAACCACAAUACUCUCCUGUGAUUAUAGACCUUCGUACAGGAUGACGGUCAUUGCCAGUGACCAGGGGGCGCCUCCUCUACAAGGACAUGCUGUUAUUCAUAUUCAGGUGAUUCCACUGUUCAAAGGGAAAGCAAUCAUCUCUCAGAAUAUCAGACAUUUAGUUAUACCAGAAAACUUGAAGCCUGCAAAAAUAAUGAGCUUGAUAAAGUCACCUGAUCACCGACAACAGCAUUAUAACGGACAGUUCCAGUUCAGUAUCGUUGCAGAUGACAAGGACGGUUUCUUUGAAAUUGACAGCUUCACAGGAGAUUUGUUUCUUUCCAAGGAACUUGAUUAUGAAACAACAUCUCAUUACCUUUUCAGGGUGAUUACUAUAGACCAUAGCAAAAAUCCUCCCCUGAAUAGCACAGUGUUCCUUAGUAUUGAUGUGGAAGAUCAGAACGACCAUUCCCCAUCCUUCCAGCAUGAGUUGAUUGUGAUAAGCGUAGAAGAGAAUGCUCCUAUAGGAACUCUGGUGUAUGUCUUUAAUGCCAAAGAUGGUGAUGGCAGUUUUUUAAACAGUCGAAUACAAUACUUCAUUGAAUCCCACCACUCUGGCAUGAAUCCAUUUCUCAUCCACCCCUCAUUUGGCACAUUAGUCACUGCAUCCCCCCUUGACCGGGAGAGCAUGCCAGCAGUCCUCCUCACAGUAACUGCAUCUGAUCAGGCUGUGAAUGUGACGGACCGGCGACUGAGAUCGCUGAUGGCAAAAGUAGUGAUUUUGGAUGUCAAUGACCACAGCCCCACUUUUAAGUCCUUCCCCAUUGCCCAUGUCAAAGAAGAUGCCAUGGUGGGCUCCUUGGUGCACCAUAUAACUGCUCAGGAUCCAGAUGAAGGAAGGAAUGGAAAAGUAACAUACAGCAUCCUCUCAGGAAAUGAAGACAUGGCCUUUGUGCUAGACGAGUCAUCAGGCUUACUGACUACAGCUUGUCCUUUGGAUUAUGAAAUAAAAACUCAGCACGUUCUGAUGCUUCUGGCGCUGGAUGGUGGCGUACCAGCACUUUCUGCGUCCCAGACUCUGACAAUCACUGUGCUCGACGUCAAUGACGAGGUGCCCGUAUUUAGGCAGCACCUGUAUGAAGUUUCAGUUAAAGAAAACCGAAAUCCAGGGGAGUUUGUCACAAGGGUUGAAGCUGUAGACAGAGAUUCAGGAAUCAAUUCCAGGCUUCAUUUUGAAAUCCUGCCAGGUCCUUCACUUGGAUUGUUCGAGAUAAAUUCCGAAACUGGAGAAGUAGUGACAAACACCACGCUUGACAGAGAAGUUCAAGAAAUCUUCACCCUUAGGGUGCUCGUACGAGAUGGGGGAGUCCCUUCACUGUCCAGUACCACAACAAUUCUCUGCAUUGUAGAAGAUGAAAACGAUCAUGCGCCAGAGUUCAUUGUCCCCAGUCAUGACAUUGAGAUUCUGGAAAACCAAGAGCCAGAGGUUGUCUAUGCUGUCUUGGCCUCUGAUAUGGAUGCCGGCAAUAACAAAGCCAUCAAAUAUUAUAUAACUGAUGGAAAUACUGACGAAUACUUUGCUAUAAAUGAAACAUCUGGAGAACUCUCAACCACUCGUGCUUUGGACCGGGAGCGAGUCAACAAUUUUACCCUUGUCAUCCUGUGCUCUGAUCUUGGGGACCCACCUAAGAGCUCUGUAACACAGUUGCAAGUAAGGGUUUUGGAUGACAAUGACCACAGCCCUGCCUUUCCUACGCUUUAUUACCAGUCCUCUGUGAGAGAAGAUGCUGAAGUGGGGACAGUGGUCCUUAAACUCUCUGCUGUGGACAAGGAUGAAGGCCCGAAUGGGCAAAUUGAGUAUUUUCUGAUGGAUGAGGCUUCUGGCGCAUUCACCAUUGAUCCCGUGGAAGGCACGUUAAGAACCAGCCACACCCUCGACCGAGAAGCCAGAUCACUACAUACGUUUAAGGCUGUGGCCAGAGACUGUAGCACUCGAGGCUCAAGGAGCACCACAGUAAUUAUAAAAGUACAUGUCAGUGAUGUUAAUGACAAUAAUCCGGUUUGGGAACAGAACCCCUUUGAUGUUUUUCUUUCCUCCCAGUCACCUACAAACCAGAUAGCCGCCAUGUUGAAAGCAGACGACCCAGACUUGGGGCCCAAUGGAACUGUCAUUUUUAGUUUUGCAGAGACCCAGUCACUAUUUUCUAUUGAUAAAUAUACAGGAGAAAUUCAACUUCAGCAAAAUCCAUCUUCAGAAUAUUUUCCUAUGUGGCUACAGUUGAAAGUUACAGACCAAGGGGUCCCAGCCAGAACAACCACUGGUCUCCUGGUCCUUCACAUGGAAGGAGAAGAUGUAAAGAUUUCCUUCAGCCACCAGCUGUAUAAAGGGCUUGUGGCCGAAAAUUGCAAUGCAGGCACUUCUAUUGUGACCAUAAAAGCGUUUGCUUCUGAUUCAAUUCAGGACAGCAUUAAAUAUUCAAUUUUUAAUGGAAAUGAAGAUGGUGUUUUUUCUCUAUGCUCCAACUCAGGGCAACUCACUGUGAAAGAACCUAAGUUUCUCGACUUUGAAGUCCGAAAUGAGGUACGACUCACAGUUUUAGCUGAAAGUGGCAGGCACAGAGCCUACAGCAAAGUUGCAGUCUUGAUUGAGGAUGUGAACGAUAAUCAACCGCACUUUGAGCCAAGUGUUUACCAAGCAUCAGUGUCUGAGGGUCAGUUCUACAAGGCUCAUGUCUUACAGGUUUUUGCUACUGACCUGGAUAGUGGGCUGAACGGCCUAAUUGAGUAUUCUAUUAUUUCUGGCAAUCAAGAAGAGGCAUUCCAGAUCGACGCCCUGAGUGGUGUGAUAACAGCAAAUGCGAUUCUGGAUUAUGAGUUCACCAGCUCCUACAGCCUGAUUGUGCAAGCCACAGAUAAAGGGACGCCCAGGCUGUCUGACACAACCGUAAUCAAAAUACAGGUGACUGAUAUAAAUGACAAUGCCCCAGCUUUUCUCUCUUCUGAAGCAGUGGAAAUUGCAGAAAAUUUUUUGCCUGGUGUAAUCGUGACUCAGGUGUCAGUUCAUGAUAUGGAUUUGAAUCCAGCUUUCAUCUUCAGUUUCACCCCAGUGGGAAAUCCUGGAACCAAAUUCACUAUUGAUCGGAACACUGGGGUAGUGAUGUUGGUGGAAACAUUGGAUUUUGAAGAAGUUGCUGAAUAUGAGCUGCAAAUCCGAGUUUCUGAUUCAGUGCACCACACCGUGGGGGCACUCUUAGUGUGUGUGCUGGAUGUUAAUGAUAACCCACCAGUCUUUUCUCAAGAUGUCUAUCAGGUCACAGUUCCUGAAUCAGUACCUGUGGGGUAUUCAGUGCUGACUGUGUCAGCCACAGACGUAGAAAACAGUGAGAACAUUUCCUACAGAAUCCAAUCCUCUUCUAAGGCAUUCUCCAUCGAUCCUAUGAAUGGUACAAUAUUUACUAUCACUCCAGUACUGGAUAAAAUAUCAACAAUUCAAUUGCUAGUCGAAGCCAGUGAUGGUGGACUUCCUGACCUAAAGGCUCUUACCUUGGUGGAGAUAGAAAUACAAGACGUGAACGAUCAUGCCCCUGAGUUUACAGUAGAAUUCUACAAUCUCAGCCUGAGGGAAGAUACUCCAAUUGGAAACACACUUGUCACAUUUUCAACCAUCGACCAUGACUGGACCCGUGAAAACACAUAUGUGGAAUAUUCCAUCGUCAGUGGUAAUUCACAGAACUAUUUCCAUGUGGAAACUCAUUUCAUUCAUUCAGUACAUCCUUAUAAGCAAGUCGGUUAUCUUGUGCUGCUUCACAGUCUGGACAGAGAAGCAACUGCCCGCCAUAAGCUUGUCAUUCUGGCGUCUGACCAUGGCUACUCUCCCCUGAGUUCCACAACCAUCAUCUCAAUAGAAGUGCUUGAUGUCAAUGAUAAUUCACCUAAAUUCAGCAGUCUGGACUAUUACGCCCACGUCAAGGAAAGCACUCCUCUGGGGAGUCACAUCACGGUGGUCUCAGCAGAGGACCAUGACGUGGGUUCACAUGCAGAAAUCUUCUACCACAUAACCUCUGGAGAUGAGAAGGGACAUUUUUACUUAGAAGAAAAGACUGGAGUUCUUUAUUUGAGUAAACUUCUGGAUUAUGAAGAAAUAAUAAAAUUCACUUUAACUGUCCAAGCUUCAGAUAAAGAAAAGAAACACUUUUCCUUUGCAGUUGUGUUUGUCAAUGUUCUAGAUGAUAAUGACCAUGUACCUCAGUUUUUGUUCUCAAGCUUCAACUGUGUUGCUCCAGAAAAUCUGCCUGUUUUCUCCACCGUAUGUUCUGUAAAUGCUUUGGAUUUUGAUGCAGGUCCUUAUGGAGAACUGACCUAUUCUAUUCUGUCGCCUUGUUUCAUCCCUCAUGAAAUGUCUUCUGAUCAUGAUCUGUUCUUCAUUGACCCUUUGACAGGGGACAUUCAUGCUAAGCAAAUCCUUGACUAUGAAAAUGGCGAUAAAUACUGCCUCACAGUUCAGGCCAAAGACAGAGGUGGCUCAACUGCCUCCUUAAUGGUUUGGGUGGAUAUUGAAGGGAUAGAUGAAUUUGAACCCAUUUUCACUCAAGAACAGUAUUUUUUCACCCUCUCAGAAAAGAAUAAAGUAAAACAGUUGAUUGGCAGAGUGGAAGCCUCAGAUGCAGAUGCUGGUAUUGAUGGAAUCAUUCUUUACUCCCUUGGAACUUCAUCUCCAUUCUUUUUAGUAAAUAAAACUAAUGGAAAUAUUUAUUUGAUUAGAGCCCUUCCCCCAAUAAAAAGUCAAAUCAGCAAAGAAGACACCAUGGAAAUGAAAAUAAUCGCGCAUAGCCCCAAACCAGGCUCCAAGUUUGCAUCUUGCAAGGUUUUUGUGAACGUGUCUCUCUCCUCUGAAGGAAUGUACGCAGCAGGAACCACAAACAGCUUUUCUGUGAGCCUUACAAUCUCCUGUUUAGUGUUUCUGUUACUUGUCUGCAUUCUAAUUGUGCUCAUUUUAAGACAUAAACAAAAAGACACCACAAGCAAUUAUGAGGAGAAGGAAACCUCAUCGUCUUUAGAUAUCAACUUGAGAGUGAGCAGGGAUGCCACUGUGCUCAAGGGCUUCCCGAAAACUAACGACUACAAUAAAGAAGCAGGACUUGUGGACCUCACGCCUGAAUGGCUGAGUUUAAUAAGUAUCGUGGAGAAGGACUUUGUCAAUCUACACAGGCACUCGAACUCCAGUGGCCACUGUUCUGUAGAUGGAGAAACUGUGGAAGAUAAGGAAAUUCGGAGGAUAAAUGAGCAUCCUUACAGAAAGGACUCAGACUCACCUCUGAGUGACCGGGACUCCAGGGUUCCAGAUUCGGGAAUCCCCAGGGACUCAGACCAGCUUUCCUGCCUGUCUGGGGAAACUGAUGUGAUGGUCACUGCCGAAACAGCAGAAGCCAACCGAGCAUUUGAGGAAGGAGAGCGAGAGGAAGGCUGCAGCACCACCUAUGUUCAGAAAAGAGAGACCAGAGAGGGCAUCCUGGCUGAGGUCAGAAAAGAGUCUGUCUUUCCUUCAGGUGAUCAGGAAACAAGAUGUGUGCCUUUUGCAACUCAGAUAACCUCUGAUCAGGCUGGAAGAGGCAGCUAUCACUGGGAUUAUCUCCUCAGCUGGGAACCCAGAUUCCAACCUCUGGCCUCAGUCUUUAAUGAUAUUGCAAAACUAAAGGAUGAACAUUUACACACGCCUGGCAUUCCAAAGGAGAAGAAAUCUUUUGUUUUUCCACCCCCUUUGAUAACAGCAGUAGCUCAGCCUGGAAUUAAAGCAGUUCCCCCGAGAAUGCCAGCCGUAUCUCCAGGGCAGGUCCUUCAAAAGCACCCACGCUCCCCCAUCCCCUACCAUCUGGGCUCUCCACCCAAAGCUAUGACUCCCAGUUUUUCUCCAUCUCUUUCCCUAUUGACCAUGCGAACUCCUGCUGUGUCUCCACUAGUGUCAGGUGGAGAAUUAGUAGGAAUACACCUAAGCGGUACAUGCUAUGAACUUAAAGCAGAAGACGAAGCUCAGAUAUGAAAACCACCAGGACACCAAGCACUGCUCACCAUCGGUUGUGAGUAACUGAACAAAACAUUUCCAGGCACGUUCCUCGAGAUUGGGUUCAUUCUCAUCUAAAAGCCUGACUUGGUCAAGGUUUUUAAAACCUGCCCCUUAAUGUUUCUAAAAUUUCUUCCAGCCUUAAUGAGAAUUAGUUCCUCUUUUAACCCUAAUGUGCUGCUCUCAGGACUCACACGUGUAUAUGUCAAGCAGUGCGUAUUCUGUUAUACCUGUUUUCUGUAAUGAUUAGAUUUCCAAAGGACCCAAUGAACUUAGCUGACUUGCUGCAAAGUUCAUAUGGAAACAAAAGUCUAGUGUGCACCUUGGUCACAUUGCUGCUGAUUACACUGCCGUAUUUGAAACAAAUUACUAAAAGCUAAAUAGGGAAUGAAUUUAGGGCAGAAAGUAACAGGGGACAUCUGGAGGGAUGAACUUCAGUUUUAAAAUGAAGUCACAGUCUGUGGAUCUAACACAGAGAUUCACUUCUCCGUUUCCCCACAUGCCACUUGUUGAAUUUAGCCGUAAUUUGAAUUUCAGUGUCUUUUGAAGAUAUAAUGAGAGAUUAUAAAUGAAAUUUUUCAUAGCUCUGUAUCAAUAGGAAAAAGCAAACUAGAUAAUUAUUCCUGAUUAAGUGAACCAGAAAUGCAUGUUCUUGACAGAGGGCCAGGAUUGAUGGUCACAAUACUUACGUAGUUGGCUGCCACCUGAGAUGCAUUAUUUGGGCCUUCUUUACAAAUGGAUUGAUGACUUUUUUUCAAUUCUCUGCCUUGUAAAUUCAUACUUCAAAGAUUUGAAGAUUAAUUUAUAAAAAUUAUUUUAUUUUCUUCUAGAUAUAGUAACCUUUGGUAUAAAACAAUAUAUCCACACAGUGUCAGUUUUUUAGUUUGCGUAGAUAAAAUUUUGUUAUUAGCUAAUUAUCAAUUUCAUAGAGUAAUUUAGCAAUAUAUUUUUAAAUGGGAUUUUUUUUAAUGUAAAUGUUUCUACUAUAAAGAAUGAAUUUCAGAAGUCUUUCUUCCAUUUGCUUAUGCUCAUGUUUAGCUUUAACAGUCAUUAGAUGGAGGGGCAACCUGGUUGAAACGAUUCUGUUCUGUAUAGUUACUGUCAGAAAUACAGUGGUGUUGUAUGGUGCUCAUCUAUUAUGUAACGCUACAGCUUCCUCUCUGGUGAGCCUGAGAACCCAUCACAGAUUCUUAUUCCUUUCAGGAAGGCAGAGUGCAUCCUGAUGACGAUGGUCCAGAAGUCGUCUUCCCAUAGUAGGCACCAUGGCCAACUCUUAGGGUAACAGUUUAGGAAUGCUAAUAUGAAAUACAAAGGGCGUCUGAUAGGGUUUUCUUGCUACUUAUAGUGGACUUAUUUCUGCUUUGGAAGUAUGUUCCCCCCUCCAUAGGUCUCAUCUGUGAAAUUAUGUGGACAAUUUCUCUUUACUGAAAAAUAUUGCACAGCUUAGUGUUUGAUAUCUAAUACCAUUUUGUAGCUAAAUAAUUCUGUAGCUUCCUAUGUUAAUGUUAUGCAUAAUAUUUCCUUUCUGACUCAGAUUGAGAACAAGUGCAUAAAAUCACUUUACAAAUUGUAUGAAACAUUUCAGGCUUCUGGAUAAGCCUGAAAUCCUAGGAAAGGUUGUUUAAGUUGGUACACCUUAAAAUAGGACUGAUACAUGUUCCCCCCUUUCUUCACAGUGUCUGGGGAAGAUUUCAUGAAAACGUAUUUAAUCAUAUAAGUGUUCUAAUAUUUAUUAUCUCUUUGACUGUUUUCUAAAGAGUGUGUUAAGCAUAGGAAGAACUUCUAAUACUAUUUUUUUGUAAUUAUACAUAUAUGGACAUUUUAUGUUACAACAGAAUUAUUUCUGGAAACUAAGAACAUUUUGUUGUUUUUAUUUAAACAAUGUCUUCAUUUACUGAUGCUUUAACAAAGUUAUCCAUCUAACUGAUCCCUAAGUUAUUUGCCUGUGACUAAUUACUCAUUCUGGACAUGAUUGUGCAUAUUUUCUAACCACUUGAAAAACAGAAGACAUGAACUAUUUAAAGUUACUUACCAAUAUUUAGGGGAUUUUUAAUUGAUGACUUCAUUAAUAUUGUAGCCAGUGCCACAAUACCACCAGACAACUGCUACAAGUGGAAUCGAGGGUAAAAAGGGGAACUUCCUGGUUAAGGGGUCGUAAUAAAUCAUAUGUCAGCCCUUUCAACUAGAGUGCUUUUUUCCUAAGUAAACAAUAUAAUUUGUACAGUUUUCCUUCAAGUUUAAUAUUAACUUGUCUCAUAUGUUCUGUGUUACUUUGCUGAUCUACGCACCAGCUUUCGCACUCUGGAGGGGGUACAGAACUUGUUAGUGGAAAAUCAUAUUAAGCCCCAAAUUCAUAAGCUAUAAAAUAAAAGACAGUUGUCUCUUGUGGAAUUUUGGCUGCCUGAAAUUCUGGACUUUCUUGUUGGCAGCCUUAAAAAUACUGGUGUAAAUCAGUACCAAAUGGAUAUCAAAAUUCCAUGUCCUAGUAGUAAUCGUUGAAUUGGCUUCCAAAACAGAUUCCUGGGCAAAGAAAAAGAAAACGCUGUAUCUUUAGGGAUUCAAUCAUUUAACUGUUUUUUAAAAAUAUUAAAAUGCACUAUGUACUACUGGCUGCCUACAUGUAUACACAUUUAGUCUAUAAUAAAUGUUCAGUUAA